Molecule: messenger RNA, 5431 nt
Organism: Megalopta genalis
Lineage: Eukaryota; Metazoa; Arthropoda; Insecta; Hymenoptera; Halictidae
Gene: Smurf
Product: SMAD specific E3 ubiquitin protein ligase
Biological process (GO): protein ubiquitination; proteasome-mediated ubiquitin-dependent protein catabolic process; negative regulation of BMP signaling pathway
Cellular component (GO): cytoplasm
Molecular function (GO): ubiquitin protein ligase activity; protein binding
Source: RefSeq, a predicted model, not a curated record
GGUCGAUUAACUGCAACAGUCGAUCGUGCAUGAUUGCGUGUGUGCGGAUUGCACCGCCGCUUCGAGGCAGCAGUUUUAUUUACUAAUUAGAGUGCCGAUGUGCGGUAGGAAGCGUUAAAUGUGCGUGGAAAAUGUCGAAUCCGGGCGGUAGUAGGAGGAAUGGGGCCAUGAAGAUUCGUUUGACGAUUUUAUGUGCCCGUAAUCUUGUCAGGAAAGAUUUGUUUCGCCUACCGGACCCUUUCGCCAAGAUCACAGUAGACGGUUCUGGUCAGUGUCAUAGCACAGAUACAUGCAAAGCAACACUAGAUCCUAAAUGGAACCAACAUUAUGACCUAUACAUUGGAAAGAAUGAUGGCAUUACUAUAUCAGUGUGGAAUCAUAAGAAAAUUCAUAAAAAGAAAGGUGGUGGGUUUUUGGGAUGUGUACGAAUAUUGUCCAACACAAUUCAAAGACUCAAGGAUACUGGAUACCAGCGACUAGACCUUUGCAAAGCCCACUCAGAUGACACUGACGUUGUUAAAGGACAAAUUGUUGUAUCCUUAUUGUCACGGGAUGGUCACAAUGGUGCUGUGAGCAAUACAGUAGGUCAUAAUGCUGUGGUAGAUGUUCUUGGGGAUCUCAGUUGUCCCACUGAUCUGCCAGAAGGGUGGGAAGAAAGGAGAACUCAUAGUGGACGUCUCUAUUAUGUCAAUCAUUACCUCAGAAGUACACAAUGGAUUCGUCCAAAUGCUCGGCCUAACAAUGGUAUUAUACCAACUACACCCGAGCCACCACCACUUCCGUUUUCGGAAUUUACUUCGCCCAGUGGUAGUGGAAGCCCUCCUAAUCUAACCACUGAAAGUCCUACAAGAUGCACACCUGAAUGGAACGGUGAAGGAACGCCUAGUAGAACACCCAGCAGAGACAGUUCUACAUCAAACACCCCAAGAAAUACACCAACGACCCAACAACAGAAUAGAAACAUACAAAAUCAACAUAAUACAAGAAAUAUGACACCGGCGUCGUCAAGAGAACGUCGACCAGUAAGAGCAUCUGAUGAACAAAACGGCAAUCAAAGUGGGAAUGUUAGACCAGAUCGUGGUACUAAUAAUAGUCAACCACGGAGGCCUAAUCGAAGUAAUAGAAACAGAAACAGCGUAACAGCUAAUAACGAGAUGAGAUACGAUCCUCCGCAACCACCAGAUUUGCCUCGAGGAUACGAAAUGAGAAAAACCCAACAAGGUCAAGUGUAUUUUUAUCAUGUACCAACUGGUUCGUCUACGUGGCAUGAUCCUAGAAUUCCUAGAGAUUUACCAGCCAACGAAUUAGCAAGUGAACUUGGACCAUUACCUAGUGGUUGGGAAAUGCGACAAACGCAUAGUGGUCGCGUUUAUUUUGUCGAUCAUAAUAAUCGAACUACGCAAUUCACUGAUCCUAGACUAUCCAGUCAAAUUAUAAGCAAUCUAUUAAAUAGGAGACAAAAUAAUAGUACAACUAAUCAAACAAGUAGCGCAAAUAAUUCACCAGCAGUCACAGCUGCAAGCGAAACUACAGAAACAGAGACACCAACAUCACCAAGUAUUCAAUGCAAUAUAGUUCAACAAAGGCCAAGAACAGAGAGUGGCAGUAACAAUAAUUCACCAACUUUGGAAAAUACAACGAGUCAAAAUGCGCAGACCGUAUCUGAAUUGCCAAAGGAACUCAUGGAUAAUGAACUUUUGCCGAAAUACAAAAGAGAUCUAGUGGCGAAAUUAAAAUGUUUGAGGGCAGAAUUAAAUGCUCUUCAACCACAGAGUGGACACUGUAGGCUUGAAGUAUCCAGAAAUGAAAUUUUCGAAGAAUCGUAUAGAUUAAUAAUGAAAAUGCGACCAAAAGACAUGCGGAAAAGGCUUAUGGUAAAAUUCCGUGGUGAAGAAGGCCUCGAUUAUGGUGGUGUUGCUCGAGAAUGGUUAUAUUUACUAUCUCAUGAAAUGUUAAAUCCACAAUAUGGACUAUUUCAAUAUUCGAGAGAUGACAACUAUACGCUUCAGAUUAAUCCAGAUUCAGGAAUAAAUCCAGAACAUUUAUCGUACUUCCACUUUGCUGGCAGGAUAAUAGGAAUUGCUGUUUUUCAUGGUCACCAUAUCGACGGUGGAUUCACAACUCCGUUUUACAAAAUGUUGCUUAACAAAGCAAUUACUCUAACUGAUAUAGAAGGGGUCGAUCCAGAAUUACACAGAAGUCUCACGUGGAUGUUAGAAAACAGUAUAGACGGAGUUUUGGAUGCUACAUUUUCAGUAGAACACAGUAGUUUCGGAGUAUUAAAAAAUCACGAGCUAAAACCAGGCGGCAAAGACAUUCCCGUAACUGAAGAAAAUAAAAGGGAAUAUGUCCGCCUAUAUGUAAAUUAUCGCUUCAUGCGAGGAAUUGAACAACAGUUUCUAGCAUUACAAAAGGGAUUCCACGAACUAAUUCCACCGCAACUGUUAAGACCAUUCGACGAAAGAGAAUUAGAAUUGGUUAUAGGUGGUUUGGGAACUAUUGAUAUUAAUGACUGGAAAAUGCACACACGAUUAAAACAUUGCACACCUGAUACGCCAGUGGUAAAGUGGUUCUGGCAAAUAGUCGAGUCUUACGGAGAAGAAAUGAGAGCCCGAUUACUUCAGUUUGUUACCGGAAGUUCCAGAGUUCCCUUGCAAGGUUUUAAGGCUUUACAAGGUUCAACAGGAGCUGCAGGUCCACGUCUGUUCACAAUUCAUGCAGUCGAUGCACCUAGUGAAAAUUUGCCAAAAGCGCAUACUUGUUUCAAUAGAAUAGAUAUACCCGAAAGUUAUCCCAGUUAUCAGAAAAUGCUUGAUAAGCUUACACAGGCGGUUGAAGAAACCUGUGGUUUUGCUGUUGAAUAAAUAGGUAAAAUACGUUACCUUAUUUUCUGUAUAGUAUAUACUCUGUUUCAUAGAAUCACUCAGAGUAUACAUUUUUAUAGCAGGGAAUAUUCGUCGACAGAUUUUUACUGUCGUUAAAUUAAAAAUUAAUGUUUGAAGUACCAAGAGAUGUUAUCUAAGAAGAAUAAGAAAGGAAAGAGCUAGUACUAUAAAAUGAAAAUGUUAAUACGUAGAAUGUCAGUGAUAUCUCUGACAAUGUUUUUUGUACAAAUAUUCAAAUGGCCUUGGUGGUUGUAAUGACUGACAAGCGACUGUCGAUUGGUAUAUCAUGUAUGUAAACACUCUUGUGAUUUUCUCACUUCGUCCAUGAACAUUUAAAAAAUGAAUGGUUCCUCAGAAGUUCUGAUUAUAUUGGUCUCUAGCUAUUUAUCAUUCAAUGACUGAUAGUGAUGUGCAAAUAUUGCAGUUUCAUUCAGGUAAUCAUUUUGAUUGGCCUAAAUUUUUUCAAUUUUAUUUAUAGUAAUCGAGUUUUCCGUCAUAAUUAUAGUACCAAUAAUUAACUCAUAAGAUCACUAUUAAAGAAUUAACUUCAUUGUUCAAGGUAUGAUAGAUGAAUCAUGCAUGCACAAAUAUGUAUGGAAAAUGAAUUCUUUCACAAAAUGAAAAGCAUUGUUCAAUUCUAAACACGCUCAUGUUAGUAUUUUGUAUUAAACAAAAAUGUAAAAACAUAGUCGACAAACAACUUAAGAAUCUCAGAGUGUUCAGAAUUACUUAAUACGCAUUAUUAGUACAAAUCAAUUUUCUUUUGUGCAAUGUUCUUUCAUUCUCGAAAGAUUUCAGUUUCUCUUGAAUCAAAUGUAGUAACAAUAUGCACUGUCAAUUAAUACUUCUACAUUAACUAUCUCCGAAGUAAUAGAAUUUAGUGUCAGAUUAAUAACGUAUACUCAAAUUCACGCUACUAUAAUCAGAUAUUGAAAACAUGUGUUGGGAAUCUAGUAUUUUACAAAUGUAUUAUAACACAAUGGCUCAUGGUGGCUAAGGGGAAAAUACAAAAUUUAUAUAUACAUCAUGACCUUAAACGCAAGUGUUACGUUUAUUAUUUAAUGAAUAUAUUUUAUAGAUGCUUUCAUUUCUGUAUAGGAACGCGCUGAUUUUGCAUCAACUAUGAUAACGUAUUAGCGUACAUUUGAAUAUAAAUAAGGAAUGUUUACUUAACUACUAGUCAACGUUUUUUUCAUGAGUGAUAAGUAUACGAAAACUAAAGGAAAAAAAAUAAUACCUCUCUUUUUUUGCUCUUCUCAUGAAAAACACUGACUAGUAACGUGUAAAUGCUCCGUACGUUAAAACCCCGUUAUCGAAAAUAAGAAAGCGCGUUUCAGCAUUAAACCUAUUUUUGUUGCAAUACAAACAACACUUGCGUUUGGGAGUUUCGUAACGCAAUCAGCAAAUUUUGUUAUCGCUGCGUUAUUCGUACGAAUCGCAGAUUAUUGUUGCUAGUUUAGGAGCCGACAGCACCGAAUGCGUUAAUAAAAUAUAAAUAAUAAAGUUUAAUAUAAAUUAAUACCAGAAGCGUAUAACGUGUACGCCAAGUUCUAGUGUAGGUUGAAUCGUGAAUCAUGUACAUUAGCUUUAAUUUAAACACGGUAUAGAUAUCUAAGGAAAGAGUUUAUUCGACACAUUUAUGUAAAGUUAAUAAAUUUUGCUCGAAUCGACUCUUUUACUUUAGGAAUUCACGAAAUAAUCUAUACUUUACUAGGUUUUUUAGUAAAGCGUAGAGAAACUUAUUUAUCGCACGGAUCCUUCAUUCGGUCUCUAGUAUUUACUUCUAUUGUAAAGAUCUAGCGGCUAAUAGCACGAAUCAUCAUUUCGUAUUAUUAUUACAUUGUAUUUUAUUCUGCACAUAACUGUGAUCAAACAUAUCGUAAAAAAAGGAAGAAACAGUGGGGGACACUUAUCAAUGGUUUGUUCGAAUAUUCCACAUGUACUCGUAUGAGUUGUGAAGCGACAAACCUUUGUAUGAAUACUUGUUUUAACAUUGUUUUUAUUUACGUUACAUCAUCAUCUUUUAUAUUUCACCUGUAAAAGUAUCACCCGUUUUUGAUUUUGAAAUACGGUCUGACUACUUCGCCUUCAUACUUUUGUUGUAUAUGUUUCACCCUUUUGACGAUUGAUAUUGAUAGUGAUCAUGAGAACGUUCAUGUCGACAUAUUUGUAAAGUUCUGCGAAACAGUAUUACCCGAAAUUUAUGAUAUUACAAAUUUUGAAAAGUGCAAUGACUCCUAAAUAUUCUAUUUUUGUUUGCUUGAUAUUAAAUCUUUUUAAGAUUGCACUCAAGUUUCUUUAUUAAUUUCUUUAUAAUUUGAAUUUACAUAUCGUGAGUAAUUGGGCAUUCAUGAUGUUGAAUUGCUGACAACUACAAUGAGGGUCUCCCACAAGUUUCUCAUAUCGCAAACUUUUUUUAAUUUCUAUUGCAUCUGACGGGAAUAAAGGCCUUAUUAGUGCCUUGGAGAUGAUGUCAAUGAAAAAAAGAACAAAAGUUUUAUGUCUAUUAUAUUUUGGAAUAAAAAUAAUGCUGCAUGCCAUUUUAA